UUAACUUGAACAAUUUUAAAAACGAUCAAUAGUGAUCGCCUAGCAACCAACCUCAGAAACAGAACAAUGACUUUGUGUUUAGGCCCUGUUGGCUCUGGGAAAACAUUAUUAUUGAAAAAAUUACAGAAUGUAAAUAAUGUUAAUAAUACUUCAACUUCUGUGCCGACGGUAGGAACAAACAUGUUCACAAUCAGGAAUGAUAAUGAGACUUUUUUGAUACGGGAGCUCGGUGGUGCUAUGGCACCUUUGUGGUCCAGAUAUUUUAAUGAAAACAUUAACAAAAUCAUAUACGUAGUGGAUGCCUCGAAUUUAUGUCAAAUCUCAGCAGCGGGCGUAUUACUGUAUACGAUAUUAGUAGAUCCUGUAUUAAAAAAUUGUCGGUUUCUUUUGGUGUUAACAAAAAUGGAUGUGAGCUACAGACAAAUGCGUAAUGAGGCGUUGCUUAUGCUGCAAAUGAGACGACUGCAGGAAGAAAUCAAUCAGACCAUUACAAUUACCGAAGCCAGUGCCAUUACUGGUGAUGGAUCUAAAGAAAUUAUGAAUUGGUUGAGAAAAAAGUAAUUCAAUGGUCAGCCGAGCUUGCGAUUAGUUAAAAGUCACGUACCAUACAACUUUCACCUGAAGCUUUUUUGCUUUUUAGAAAUUUAAAUGAAACCUUCUUUUCGUAUUUUUAAUUUUAUGCCUCACCAAGUGACAGGAACCAUGUUUUACGGUAGCUAUGUAUAAAUACAUGAUAAACCUAACAAAAAUCGUUAGUCGUCAUUUAAAUUUAAUCAAAUCAAGAUGCAUAUCCCAAAGAUUAUAUUUGUAUUUAUCAUUGCAUUUUUCUCAUUGGUAAGAAGCAAUCCUUUGUACGACUUGGAAUCUGCUGCGUCUGGGGGAGAUCAUCAUGGCAGAGUUCAAAUGAAAAUAUACAGGGGACCGUCAGAACAUAGUGGGCACGAUUACUAUGCUCCAUGGGGUUAUUGGGUAAAGCAGCCAACAGAUGAAGGACAUUACAAAAGAUAACAUUUUUAUUGCUUUUAUACCUUGUUAAUUUUAUAAUAAAUGUUACAAAAAAAAAACAAUUUCAAUUUAAUCAAUGUUUGUCCCACAAAAUUGGGUAAGAAAGAGUGGUCCCUCAUAAAAGAGCCACUGCCCCCUGACAUUCCUAAUUAAAGGUUUAUCU
Messenger RNA from Aethina tumida (small hive beetle), 1168 nucleotides. Its product is annotated as ADP-ribosylation factor-like protein 16. Gene Ontology annotation, molecular function: GTPase activity; GTP binding. The coding region runs from base 67 to 561 and encodes 164 amino acids. The transcript is spliced from 4 exons. Lineage: Eukaryota; Metazoa; Arthropoda; Insecta; Coleoptera; Nitidulidae. The record is from RefSeq and is a predicted model, not a curated record.